Messenger RNA from Rattus rattus (black rat), 6749 nucleotides. It is a transcript of the gene Cpsf6, whose product is annotated as cleavage and polyadenylation specific factor 6. Gene Ontology annotation, molecular function: mRNA binding. NCBI's taxonomy places the organism in Eukaryota, Metazoa, Chordata, Mammalia, Rodentia, Muridae. The transcript is spliced from 12 exons. The record is from RefSeq and is a predicted model, not a curated record. Gene Ontology annotation, cellular component: mRNA cleavage and polyadenylation specificity factor complex. Gene Ontology annotation, biological process: mRNA alternative polyadenylation. The coding region runs from base 76 to 1971 and encodes 631 amino acids.
GCUAGAUCCGCUGCUGCUGCCUCGGCGGGCCGACCUGCAGGAGGCGGCGGCGGCGGCGGCCGAGGCCGAGGGAAGAUGGCGGACGGUGUGGACCACAUAGACAUUUACGCGGAUGUGGGGGAAGAGUUCAACCAGGAAGCGGAAUAUGGUGGGCAUGAUCAGAUAGAUUUGUAUGAUGAUGUCAUCUCUCCAUCUGCAAAUAAUGGCGAUGCCCCAGAAGACCGGGACUACAUGGAUACUCUUCCACCAACUGUUGGUGAUGAUGUGGGUAAAGGGGCAGCACCAAACGUUGUCUAUACUUACACUGGAAAGAGAAUCGCAUUGUAUAUUGGAAAUCUAACAUGGUGGACAACAGAUGAGGACCUAACUGAAGCAGUUCAUUCUUUGGGAGUAAAUGAUAUUUUGGAGAUAAAAUUUUUUGAAAAUCGGGCAAAUGGACAAUCAAAGGGAUUUGCCCUUGUUGGUGUUGGAUCUGAAGCAUCUUCCAAAAAGUUAAUGGAUCUUUUGCCUAAAAGAGAACUUCAUGGUCAGAAUCCUGUUGUAACUCCAUGCAAUAAACAGUUCCUGAGUCAGUUUGAAAUGCAAUCCAGGAAAACUACACAAUCAGGACAAAUGUCUGGGGAAGGUAAAGCUGGUCCUCCAGGAGGCGGUUCACGCGCAGCAUUUCCACAAGGUGGUAGAGGACGGGGCCGUUUUCCAGGGGCUGUUCCUGGUGGGGACAGAUUUCCUGGGCCAGCAGGACCAGGAGGGCCACCUCCACCUUUCCCAGGAAAUUUGAUCAAGCAUCUUGUUAAAGGAACUCGGCCUUUGUUCCUGGAAACUAGGAUUCCAUGGCAUAUGGGGCACAGCAUAGAGGAAAUACCCAUUUUUGGCCUAAAAGCUGGACAGACUCCACCACGUCCACCUCUAGGUCCACCUGGCCCACCUGGCCCCCCAGGUCCUCCACCUCCCGGUCAGGUUCUGCCACCUCCUCUAGCAGGACCUCCUAAUCGAGGAGACCGCCCUCCACCACCAGUUCUUUUUCCUGGACAACCUUUUGGGCAGCCUCCGCUGGGUCCACUUCCUCCUGGGCCUCCACCUCCAGUUCCAGGCUACGGCCCCCCUCCAGGUCCACCGCCUCCACAGCAGGGACCACCUCCACCUCCAGGCCCCUUUCCACCUCGACCACCAGGUCCACUAGGGCCUCCCCUUACACUUGCUCCUCCUCCACAUCUUCCGGGACCACCUCCAGGUGCCCCACCACCAGCUCCACAUGUGAAUCCUGCUUUUUUCCCUCCACCAACUAAUAGUGGCAUGCCAACAUCAGAUAGUCGAGGUCCACCGCCAACAGACCCAUAUGGCCGACCUCCACCAUAUGAUAGGGGUGACUAUGGUCCCCCUGGGAGGGAAAUGGAUACUGCAAGAACACCUCUGAGUGAAGCUGAGUUUGAAGAAAUCAUGAAUAGAAAUCGGGCAAUCUCUAGCAGUGCUAUUUCAAGAGCUGUAUCUGAUGCUAGUGCUGGUGAUUAUGGGAGUGCUAUUGAAACAUUGGUAACAGCAAUUUCUCUAAUUAAACAAUCCAAAGUAUCUGCCGACGAUCGCUGCAAAGUUCUUAUUAGCUCUUUGCAAGACUGCCUUCAUGGAAUUGAGUCCAAGUCCUAUGGGUCUGAUCAAGAAGACGUGAACGAUCAAGAGAAAGGGACCAUAGUAGAUCACGGGAAAAGAGUCGACGUCAUAAAUCUCGGAGUAGAGAUCGCCAUGAUGAUUAUUACAGAGAGAGAAGCAGAGAGCGAGAGAGACACCGGGAUCGCGAUCGGGAUCGUGACCGGGAGCGCGACCGAGAGCGAGAAUACCGUCAUCGUUAGAAGUAAAUAUACCUACAUUUUAAGUGGUCCAAGUACUUGUUCUGAUUUAAUCUUCUGGAAACAUCUGAAAACAGCUGAAGGAAGAGGAACACCUUCCAAGACAAAGCAGUCUUCACGGGGAAAGUGACGCUUGUCCAGCAGUUUGCUUCUUGAUUGAACUGAACCUGUAAGGAUUCAUGGAUAAACUGAACAGGAAUAGAUCUGAAUAAAGCAAAUCUGCAUAAAUGGUAACCAGUAGCUCUACUUUUAUUUUUUAUGUUGCUUAACUGUUUUAUUUGAAGGAAACUGUGUGAUUUAAAAAGUUAAUAGCUUUUGCAACUUUAUUACUGGUUAUAUAUUUGGCCAUUAUAAUGUGCAAGCAAUUGGAAAAAGUCAAGUAAAUGCUUGUUUUUAUAGUAGUUUGUUCUUGUUAAAAUGUUCAUAUGAUAAUGUCUGUAAACAGCACCAAUUUGAUUACAAUAGAUGUAGUGUUGUAAUAAACUGUUUAAUGGGGCUGAUGUGUAAAGCUGUUCAAGUUAUUUGAUGUUUACACCUCAGGGAAAGUCUUGUGUUCAGCAAUAUCUAAAGAUAAUGUUACUAUGACAACAUUUUUACUGUCCUUUAAAAAAGCAUUGCAAUAGCGUGUUUGGAUAUGCAUCAAUCUAAUCUUGCGUUCAGUGAAUUAAACAUGACUAAUUAAGUGUCUAUUGCCCUUGAUUUUGAUAUUAGAAUAGGUGAUUACAUGGGUAUUUAAUAUUUCUAUAUUCUGCUUUUCUAGCUGUUUUUACCUAGUUAGCUUGUGAUUUUGCUGAAUGGUAUGUAAACGUGUAAAAACUGAAAUCUGACAGAGCAAUCCAGUCAAUGUGUUAGGGGGUCAAAAAAUUGAAGGUUGUAACAUUUUUGGUAAAAAUUCAUGUAUUUGCUACAGUAGUGCAGCUUAAUUACAACCCAGAUAUACUGAAAUGAAAAUUGUGAACUGCUAGCUUUUAAGAUAGAUUUUGAUAAUUCUGAUUUCAUGCAGUAAUUUACUGUUUCAUGCUGAUGGUGCCAUAGGCAGUGUAAUUAUGGCCACACAGCAAGAUAAAUGAGUAAAGAAAGCCCUAGUAUUGUACUUGAUAAAAAUUUUUGAGGGGUAUGAUGUUUAUUAACAUUGGGUUGUAUUCUUCAGUGUGAAUAAUGAAAAAUUAUAGUUACACUGUCUUCAUGGUUCGAGGAAUUCUGUGUAUAUUCCUGUAACUUUGUUGAUCUAUGCUUGAUUAGAGUUAGUUAUCAGUUGUUUUUUUUUUUUAAUCCAGCCUUAAUAAAAGGUUGUAUUAAACACACCUGGCUAGCAUGUGUUCUGCAAAAUUAGCAGAAACAAACUGUUAAUUUGAUUGCCUAUUUUUAUAGGAAGAUAAAAAUCUGAAUUACUAAAGAAUUUUUAGAUAAAGCCCUUAAGCUAAUUUGUGUUAAAUAUGUUUUAAAAGAUCUUAAAGUUUACCUAAAUUUAAGAGCAGUGCCUAAGGCAUGUACCAUAGGUCGAGAGUGUGCAGCUUGAGAGAUUUGUACUUUUCUUCUUCAGUUUCAUCUUUUCUGCUUUUAAAAUACUCAAAAAUAUCCAUACCACUGUCAGUUCAUUUUAAAACAUUUUGUGAGCAGAGUAUUUUUUGCAAGGGAUCAUUGGUGUUUACCCAAACUGUUGUUAGCUCUCAGAAAUGAUUUUUCUUAAGUUUUAAUCUUGUUGAAAUGCAAUUACCUUUUAAUUUGAGAGUUGUAUCAAAAUCUAUUUUGUUUUGUAUAUAGGUAUUGUAAGUUUUUGUCAUUUCUUAGCUUUUUUAACAGUUUAAUUACAAUAUCCUAAUGUGAAGCCGUGUGGACAUACAUGUGUUUACAAGGGAGAUUAAGAUUAGUUGAUAGUGAGAUUAAAAGGUAAGUACAAUGCCCAUAGAUAGAACUUCUCUGAACAUUUUUAAAAUGGAAUCAAAAAUACAUAUACUUGAAAUGAAACUGGAGAUUUUGUACUAAUUUUAAUCCUUUAUUACCUUUUAUUUUUCUUUUUUAAAAAUGAGUUGGAACUCUUGUUGCUCUCUGUAUGUCACCCUCUUGCCCGGCUUAUUCCAUUACCUGACUUUGGACACAGACAGAGUGGACUAGCAUUGUUUGCUGCUGCUAGUCCAUUAUUUUAAGUGUUGUCAGGAAGAAAUAAAAUAACUUUGGUUUGUCUAGUUUUACAGUGUCUCCUCCCUGAUAACACAUGAAUGUCAGCAGUAAAAGUAAACAUUGCAAACCUUGUUUUAUUUGUCAAAGCCUUCUGUUGUUGAGGAGUCAGUUUCAUUUGAAAACUGGUUUUUAAUGUGUAAAAACAAUCCAAAGAGAUAAAAUUUUACAAAGACACCAAAAAAAAAAAAAAAAAAAAAAAAGAGAGAGAGAGAGAAAUAAGAGACAGGCAGGCAGGCAGGCAGGCAGGCAGACAAAUGAACUAAAGAGUAGAAAAAGUCAGAAGAAAAAAGGAGCUAGGGAGAAUUUUCAAGAAAUUGUGGUUCAUAUAGUGGCAGUGAAAGCAAGCUUGAGUUUGUCUUGAAUCCUAGCAUUGCCUAGUGCUGUGCAGUCACAUUCCUUGCAACUAGUAGUUAAAAUUCCAGAUGCUUGGUAAAGCGCCCACAUGGUAUUUCUCCUGGAGCAGCACUUUGAAUUCAAUAUACUGCUUUGAGGUAAAGGAAAUACAUUUGUAGAAAGGAUUCUUUCAGUGUACAUUUACAUGUGUGUAUGUUUUGUCAGCUUUCAUCAGCAAGAUGAGCAAGAUUUUAGUGACUUGCCAUAGCUAUUGAUCAUACAUGUUAGGCCAUUUAAUGUCUCCUUAACCUAUAAUCUUAAGCAGUUAACUACAAUUUGGAAUUUACAAAUAGCAUGUAGCUUAAGGUAUUAUUUUGAUUUGAUUCUCCUAUGGAGACUGUUGCUUUAGUUUUUACUAGUUUAAAGUCAGUUCUAAAAAUAAACAUGGAAGUUUUCAUGAACGUUGUAUAAUAUUUUAUAGUAAAGGGGGGAGAUUGUUGAAAAGGGUAAGACUUUCUCUUUCCCUGUGUUGAAAUGUGCCAAUAGCCUAAGUACAUUCUGUUUCAUACAAUGAGAUGCUACUGCAGAACUCCGAUUGGAGUGCUCUUAACGUUUUAGUUUUGCUACCCAAAUGGUCAUUGCAUUGUUUGUAUCUUGCAAGGUGGCCCCAAUAUUGUGUUUUAAGCUUCAGCUUAAGUUAUUUUAAGAGGAAGUUUAUGUUCUGAUUCUUUACUGAGAAUACAGUGUUGAGAUUCUUGCUAUUGCACAGAUAAACUGAUUUUUAAAUUUUAUUCAUGAACUUCAUUUGCAUCCCAUGGCCCUCUGUAAAUGUUUCCCCUGGUUGUGUGUUCUUACUAAAUGCACGCUUUUUCAUUGUACAUACUAGACAUUUUUUUGUGCUAAAAUAUAUUAAGUAGGGUUUUUGUAGCAAAGCAUUCUAUUUUUAUGUUCUUAUAGUGUAUGUGUUAACAUUAAUAUUCAGUUUAAACACUGGUGUAUUUAUUUUUAGCAACUUGACUCCUAGAAGCCUUAGACUAAUUUUUAAAUAAACAUUCAACCAAAAAUUAUGAAUUUCUUGAGAUGUGGCCUUAUAUGUGGUGUUUUCUGUGUUCAUAUCGUGAGAUUUUUUUUUUAAAUUUAGAUUUUAUUUAAAUCAAGAUUUAGAAUUAGUUUCAUUUUAAGUCAAAACAGAAAGUGUACUAUGCGUCUAGGCUUCUGGGAGGAAGUUCUUACACUCUUCUUUCUUAGCAUUAGAAAGAAGCAAUAUGAAUUUAUGAAUAUUCUAAAUAUUCAGGCCAUUGUAUUAUGUUCAGAUUGCUUUAGGUUGGUUUUAGCCCAAUGUUUCUUUAAAGUUCCAGGUAGUUGGCAUUCACUGAAUAUAUAGCUACUAUGGUUUUCAUAUGGGGCAUAUGAACUCUUGGUUACAUGUAGGCAGAUUUUAAAGACUUCCUGCUACAUUAAUUAUGUUGUAACGGGAGACAUCUAAAAUAUUAGGUAGCAUUGAAUUGAAGUCACACAGGUCUUGAAUGGUAUUCGUGGAUAGUAAAUACUACGAGCAGUUUCCAUAUCAAAGUACCCUAAAACUCCACCAUGGGAGUAAAUCACAUUCACUUCAUGAUUGGAUAUACCCUUCAUUUUAGUAAAAGUACUUCAUUUUGAAAGUUUACACUUUACUGUGUAACACUUCUCAGCAUUUCUGUGUGCAAAUUAUUUUAAAAUUCAGUGAUAAUUCAUGGGGUUUUUUUUGGUUUUUUUUUUUCAUUUUUUUACUUUGGAAAUUGUAGUACUCAGGUGGUAUUUAAUGAGAAAUGAUCAUUUGAGGUGAAUCAUAAUGCAUUUUGAGGACUGCAACUAUAACAUUUAUGACUUUAGCCUUAAGAAAAGGUCUAUUAUUCCUUCCUUGCAUCCCAUGGUAUAUUAGCAAAGUAGUUUACAGCCCAGCACAGCCUUACAAAGUUGUUUUACAAAUUUUUAUGGAAAACCCUUAACAAUUAAAAAAAUUGUAUCAUAUUACAGUACCUAUGGGUUAUGGUCCCCCUCUGUAAAUAAGUUGUCUAAUACCAGAAGGCCAAAGAAAGUCUUGAUUUAGCUAUUGAAUGUGGUGACUUCAUAAGAUUUCUGUGCAAAAGGUAAGGUGAUAUUCCAUUCAAUAGGCAUUCUUUUGAUGUCCAUGAAAACUAGACUUCCAUAUUAGCUUCUUUCAAAAGGCUCAUUCCCAUUUUAUUAAAAUGUUUGUACUUGCAAAUUUGUGUUUAAUGUUUACUUUGUCUUUUCUUUCUUUAGCAUUUAGGUGACUGUUCAGCAGUUUUCUAUAUGGCCAUUGUUGGCCUUAAACUGCGCUAGUAACAAGCAUGGUAUUUAUCUUGUAUGGAAAAUAAAAAAGUUUUCGUAAGA